Moneuplotes crassus is the source of this 3582-nucleotide messenger RNA. The record is from the annotation of a GenBank genome assembly. Lineage: Eukaryota; Ciliophora; Spirotrichea; Euplotida; Euplotidae.
AGACAUCAACAGUAACGGAUUUGAGAAAUAUUAUCAUCGAGCUCAAAAAAAUAUUACAAGGAAUUUCCCUAAUAAUAGAGAUAUCCGGGUGGACAGUACUGAGCUUGCCCUUGAAGGUAUCUCUACGAUGGUCAUUGAUGGGGGAGCACCUCCAAAAGUAUUUCAUACAAAGACAAACUCUCAGCCAAAGAUGGACUUACUGGAGCUUGGGUUCUCUGGAGAAAGUCUCAACUCAAUAGUCUCGCCUCGUCAAGAGUCAUCAAUGAAUACUCUUGGGAACAUUUCUAUUGCUCAACCAAAAGUGUAUAGCUCAUUUAUUAAUUCAAAUAAAAGAAACAGGAUUGGUUCUUCGAAUCUUAAGUUUGAUGUUAACUUUCAGAGACAUAUAAGGGUGCCUAAUUAACUUUGAUUUUACUAGAAAAGUAGUCCCAUUGCAUACUAAAUAAGUCUAUAAACCCAAACUUUAUGCAUCGAGUGCCUCAUACAGCUAGGAAUGCGACAUACCAGCAAUUCAGGAUAGGUGGGUGGCAUUAAUUUAUAGUUUUCCAGGCAAAUUGGAAGAUUUCAACUUUGUGUUCUCAUCCAACAUCAUUAUAGAUACUCUAAAUGAGUCUCAGAUUAAACAAAUUAUGAGCUUCCCAAAAGAAGCACAAGCACUAAUGGGGUAAAUAUCUGCAUAACCCUUUCUAGGAAAUAUGAAACUAUGGUGAAAUCGAUCAUUUCUUGAGGAGCUAGCUCACAGGGAGAACUACGAAGCAAUUUUGAACAGUUCAAAGCAUGCUUGAUAAAGUACAUCUCGCACCAAAUUUCUCAGCAUAAAAUGUUGAAAGAGCUACGGCCAUCACCUAAGAAAGAGGUUCAGGAUACAGUGCUUUCUAGCUUGAAACGGGAUGCUUCCCUACAAAAAUCCCUUUGCAAGAUUUCUUCACAUUCAGAGAAGAAGUUAUCAACUUUGGAACAAAGAUUAUCCAAGCUAAAUAGGGUUUAUAAGCAGGAGAAGUUCCACGAGAAAGAGUAUAUCAACAAGCUUAAGCUAAAAGACAUAAAGAUCAACAACCUCUCAUCCAUGGUAAAAGCACAGUUGAAAGAGUUGGAAAAGCAACAUGAAUCCAGAGAGCAAGAACAGAAGGAAAUAGAGCAAGCUCAGCUAAAAAGAAAGAAAAGACAAAAUGCUCUUCACCAAAAGAGAAGGAGUCAAGAACUCGAAGUCAAGAGUAAUCGCUUAGAAGACCUUGAGAGCAGUGCCAGAAUUAACAAACAGAAUGCUGAAUUACAAGCUGAGAAGCAGAGUCUUACUAUAACACUAGAGGCUUGCCAAUCUGAGAGUAGGAAGCAAGCUGAAAUUAUCCAGAACUUGAAAAGAGAGCUGAAGAGCCUCAAGCAACAAAAUAGCACUCACCUGAAGACUCAGGCUGAAUGUCAGAAGGAGAUGACUUCUUAUAAGCUUACUGAAAAUAUGCUGAAAUCUCAGCUUGCAGAAUUGAAAAAGGAGAAGAAGCUCUGGGAAACCACUAAAAAUACAGAUUGUGAUCAAACCAAUCUUAAAGUAACUCUAACAGACCCCUUUUUCCAAAUAGGAAGUGAUCAUGCUUUCUUUGUUGGGCAUCCUUCUCGUUCGAAAUCCUUCAUGAUGAACGAUAUUGGGAGUGGAGGUUUGAAAUAAGACCCAAUUGAUGAAGGUGCAUCAGAGCUCGAAAAACAUCAACUUUGCUCUGAUAAAUGGUGACAUAGUUGAGAAGUUCAAGAACGAUAUCUACCCUAGUUCAAAAGUCCAAGCGAAGAGAGGACCCACUGGAACAAAGAACUACGGAUUCCCAAGAAUUAUAGAUGAAGAAGAUGAAAGCCUCAGUGACUCCAUGGAUAAUGAAAUCCCAAUAUCGAUGAUUAACUCCGGAAUCGAACCUAGUGAGAGUGAGAUUACAGACGACCAAGCAAAGGAAAUUGAAGAGAUGAUGAACAAUAAAUAUUCGGUCUUCAAUGCAUUCAGUAUAAAUUUAGAAGAAUUCAGUCUUUCUAAGCCAAGGUACUUCACCCUUAUAGAACACCACAUCUCCUCUGGUGAAGCAUUCAAGGGGAUCUACGAGGAGAUGGAUGAAAAGACUAGGAGGUCUUUUGAACUAGAGAAGCAAACCUUGCUGAGGAGGUAUCGGAGUGGAACUCUUGAACUUCCAUAUAAUCCUCCCUUUGAUCAAUGGCUAUUUGUCACAAUUAGAGCAAUAUUUGACUCAAAGAUGUAUGAACACUGCAUGAAAUCACAUGACCCUACUAAUAUCACUUCUUUCCCUGAGUUUGUGUACUCCUGGCUUGGAACUUUCUGUGUUGAUGGGAUCACAAGGAAAACCAGACUUCUAGAGUUUUACGAACUAGACCAUGUUGAUGAAAUCCGACUUCAAAUCUUACUAGGGCUUAAAGCAAACAUUGAGUCAAAAAUGUGGGAAUAUUCUCUAUUCCUUGACUUUUUAGAAGAAAGACAUUCUGUAGAUGAACUCCAUUUCUAUCUUCUCUGAAGAGACUAUGUAUUUGGAGGGUCUCAACUUUCAACGAGGAAGGGCCAAUUUGACAGAGUGCACUUAAUCCCAAUGGAGGUUGCAAUUUCUGUUUUCAAGCAAAUUUUUACCAAAGCUCCUAAUGAAGAAGUGACAGAAAUCAGGGAGAGGUUGUUUAAUCUCUCAAAAGGGCUCAAAAUUAACCAAAAUAAGAGGCCCAGUAAGAGCUACAUAGAUGCUACCAAAAUAUUAAGAAUCAUGCUAGAAUAUUACAGGAAGGAGAAAUAAGAUUCGAGUGCAUAUCUUUCAUGAACUUUUUGAGGAAAAACUCCAAAUAACAAAGACCACAUUUCAGAGUGCUAAAUUUAGCGAUGGGAUUUCCUUUCAGCACUUUAAGAGUAUCCUGCAGCAGCUGGAUCCAGACUGAUCUCAUACGGAAUCAGCCUCAAUUUAUAGGCUGGCAUGGGUCCUUGGAAAUAACUGUGUAAAUCUCAGAUCGUUCAUGAAAGCAGCAAAUACUAGGAAUUAUUUUGUCAGAAAUAUCAACAUAGAAGCGAGUUAUGAUGUGCCUCAAAGCAUGACAAAAUUCCUCAAACUUGACCAGAACCUCCGAAGCCUAGCAACAACGGUUGGCAACGAAGAUGCCUAUCUGGCAGUCAACAAAUUAUUGUUGUCCAUUAAGGAAAGAGCUGGAUAUAAGCUAGACAGUGAAGUUCUAACUCAGUUCAGAUCCCUCAAUCUCAUAUUUCACAAUAUGAAGAAUGUUCUGCUGAGAAAUACAUCUCAGAAUAACUCGAGACAGCAUGUGAUGACAAAUGAAUUUAUUGAAAAAGAACUCAAGAUUUAUAAAAAUUUAGUCAUCCAAUUUAAGGAGUAUUAUGAAGAGAAGCAGGAAGAUCCUGAAGGCGAGUUAGUAUCUAGGCUUAUGUUGUAGGAUGAUCAGAGAACAAAGCAUCAUCACCAUGCAAAGGAUCUUAAAGAAACAAGCUAGUAUUAAAUGGGGCAUACUCAGAACAGCAACCACUGGCUUAAAAGAAGAAAUCCUUGAGGAAAGUGAUGAAUAAGCAAUAGAUUGUCCUCACAACUCAAUUUACAU